AUGCCCAUCACUCAGGAGAAUGCAUUGCUUCACCUGUCUCUUCUUCACCAGUGGCUGCAGGACAACCCAUGGGAGGACACUGGGGAACCCGAAGCAGCUUUGUAUCUAUCUGCCAUUCAGAAACUCAAGGAAUACAUUCAGUUAAAUUUAAUUUUGGAAGAAAUGGCACCGAGCUGCCACGAGGUUGCACUAGACAUGGAAAUAUGCACAGUCUACCUCACCAGGGAUGGAGAUGAUGACCUGGUUCUCGGUCUAAAUUUUGGAAAUAUCCCCAUUUUUGGGCACUGUGGAGAAAAACGUCGCGGGGGUAAAAAGAGGAAGGUAUACAAUGGGCCAGUGCUUGACGUUGGAUGUAUAUGGAUUACAGAUUUGAAGAAGCAGAGUCCAGCUGCUAGGUGCGGCAAGAUAAAACUGCGAGAUGAGGUGCUGUCAUUGAAUGGACAACUGAUGGUUGGCGUAGAUGUUUCUGGUGCCAGUUACCUGGCUGAGCAGUGCUGGAAUGGCGGAUUUAUCUACCUGAUCAUGUUGCGUCGCAUCAAGCGCAAGGCUCCUCUUCCACCUUCCAAUGUCGGCCGCAGCAGCACUUGUGAACCCAAAGCAACCAAUUCUACCUCACAGCCCAGCGUCAGGGCGGCACAGAGCGGAAAGAGGACUCGGAAGUUUGGGGUCAUCUCCAGGACGGUGGGCAAAGACAGCAAGGAGAGUAAGGGGGAGCAGAACCCUGCUCAUGAGAGCCGCCAGUGUGCGCCCAUGGAGGUGGACUCUAGUGAGGAGGCCUCUAGGGCUGAUGGACACUUGAGUCAAGACUCUCACAGCAGUUAUGAUGAGGACCGGUGCGAAUACCAUGUGUCAAAGGCUGCAAGGACUGCAGGAUCAAAAUCUGUGGACUCCCCCAUGCAGCGAGAAGGAUGCUGUAUUUGGAAGAUGCAUAUGUUAAAGGGAGCAGACGGGCUUGGGAUUCAAAUUACUGGUGGACGAGGUUCCAAAAGGUCUCCUCAUGGGAUUGUCGUUGCCCAUGUAGAAGAGGGCGGCUCAGCAGACAGGGAUAGUAGGCUAAAAGCUGGAGAUGAGCUCCUCAUGAUUAAUGGUCAGUCACUGGUGGGCCUCUCUCAUCAAGAAGCUGUUGGCAUACUGCGGGCUGCAACUGGACUGGUACAGCUGGUGGUGGCCAGCAGGGAUGGAACGGAGGUUGAUUUCUGCAAAUACCCUUCCACGAGUCUGCCGGAUCUCGUGAGUGCAUGCUCUGCCCAAGACAAUCACACUGACAAUAAGGAGAACGUGGAACCCGAUGGAGAAGAGGGGAAAGGAUGCGGAACUGGUCCAGCAGAGCCACUGGCUGUGACAGAACCUGACAACAUUCAAGAAAAGACAUCAACAGACGAGUCCAAAAACGCUUGUCGGAGUCCAUCGUUGGGCAACAGUCUUCUGAAGUACAGGAGUCGAUCACAAGGAAGUGGCAGCCGGUUGGAAUCAGUGGGUGAGGACGAUGAGCUGGCAGUGGCCAAUGGAGACACCUAUAUUGAUAGAGGAGACAAAAUGCCACAUGGGGGACGGAAACACUCACUGCCACAACAGCUGGACUCCACAGCCCGGCAGGAAUACGCCAUUGUGAAGAAAACAGCCAGAUCUUUAAGCACGGUGCAGGUGGAAUCGCCUUGGAGGCUUGCUCAGCCCUCAAUCAUCUCAAAUAUUGUCUUAAUGAAAGGCCAAGGAAAGGGACUUGGGUUCAGCAUCGUCGGAGGUCAGGAUUCUGCCAGAGGGAGAAUGGGGAUCUUCGUAAAGACAAUCUUUUCAAAUGGAGCAGCAGCGGCUGAUGGGAGGCUGAAAGAAGGGGAUGAAAUGUUGGAAGUUAAUGGCGAAUCCUUGCAGGGACUGACCCACCAAGAGGCUAUUCACACGUUUAAGCAACUCAGGAAAGGAGUGGUGACUUUAACUGUACGGACGCGACUGCGCAGUCCCAGCCUCACACCGUGUGCUACCCCGACCUUACUGAGCCGCUCCAGCUCCCCAAACUCUAGCAUCAGCUUUGCCCCAUCUAUGCAAAGCUCAGAGGAUGGCGAGUCCUCUUCUGUGUGUCGCAAAGGACCCGGACCCAAGGACAGGAUCGUAAUGGAAGUCACUCUUAACAAAGAACCCGGUGUUGGUCUGGGCAUUGGAGUUUGCUGCCUUGCUCUAGAAAACAACUCUCCCGGCAUUUAUAUCCACAGCUUGGCUCCAGGAUCUGUCUCCAAGAUGGAUGGAAGACUCAGCCGUGGUGAUCAGAUCCUGGAAGCUGAUUCCGUCAGUCUCCGCCAUGCUGCAUUAAGCGAGGCAUACGCCAUUUUAAGUGAGUGUGGACCUGGACCUGUGAGCCUAAUAAUCAGCCGACAUCCAAACCCAAAGAUGUCAGAGCAAGAAAUGGAUGAUGCAAUCACUCGUUCUACUCAUCAUCGUGAGAGCAAGGACUCUUCCCAUAGUCCAGCUCUGCAUUUAAAGAGCCCAUCUCCUACUGUGAAGCCGAAACAAAUGGACGGAUCAGCACCUCUCAGCUGGACUAUGAAACGCUUCCUGGAGCCUGCAAGCCGAGCCUCCGUGAGCUCCGAAGCAGAGCUGUCACAAUACUUCUCCCAGGAAACCCAUAGCCAGUCUUCUCUUUCUGACACCGCAGUGACCGGCUCAAGUGACGAGGAGCACCUGCGAAUGAGAAGCGCCAGUAGCUCUAUGGAGGAAAACACUGCUCCUUUCAGUGCUGCCAAAAACGGGCCUACAAAAGCACAGACUUCUGUUUGUUUCGCUCAGAGAAAUGGCAUUGCUCAUACUUCUGAAAAACAUGUAGCCUUUCAGCAGUCCAGCGUUGAUGGAAGUCCACUGUCCAUAAGAAGCCCUCUUCAGCGGCAGAGGAGGAUUGUCUGCUAUGAUGAUGAUGAUGCCAGCGAAGAGGAUGAUUUUGGCAAAAAGGAGGAGAGGCAUUUCUGUGAUCCUAGAAAGAAGAACGGGGAUGAGGAUUCUGGAAUUGUUAUGACAACUCCUUCCCUGGAUGUCGAUGAAGAAGUUCCACCUGACGACCUGCCGAGAAGUAUUCUUGGUGAAGCUGGGGCCUCUUUGUGUGUUAGCUCGGUGGAAUCUGAAUACAGCUCAGUGGAACAUAUGGUGGACUCGCCGUUUAUUGCCAUUAAAUCUUUUGAAUACACUACUAGACCUGAGAAUCAUCCAAGUACUUUAGGAAUAAAAGAUCCACUGGAAGGACAGUCUGAAAGCAAGAGGUCUCCCAAGCUUGAACACAAAGCUGUAACCCGAGUUAAGAGCAUGCUGAGUAAUGAAAGUCCUAAUGCCUCCAAACAUAAAAAUGAAGACAACAGGUCCUCUGCAAAGGGCUCAAAAACAAAUCUAGUCGGGAAGAAAUCAGAAGGGGCGGAGAUGUUGGGACGAUGCAACACUGAGACUGUUGAGCUGAUAUGCAGUGAAUAUGAGUCUGUUGGAUUAGAUUUGGAAAUCAAACAAUCUCCUGUCAGAGUUUUAAUAACUGGUAUAAGACCACAAGGAGAAACGGGCAAGGAAUCUGUGGGAAAGUUAGCUCCUGGAGAUGAAAUCCUCUCAAUAAACGGGAUCCAAGUUAGAGACAUGUCUUACAAGGAAACCUAUGAUUACGUCCAGUCUUUACCUUCAGCUGUAACCUUAGAGGUCCAGAAACCCGUUUCAGCUGUUGAUCGCUUGUCUCACAUUAUUAUGACAUCGGGGUCAGAAACAACCAGGGAAGACCAUCUACAAGAAACGUCAGUGGAGAAAGACCAUUGCAAUACUCCCCUUCAUCAGUCUUGUCCUACUGAUAAUGAUUUGGCUUCUUCAUCAAUUUAUCCCAUAGUAGACAAAAAAGGAGAAUCCAAUGUUUGUUAUUCACCUGGACAUUGUGGUGGUAGUCCUGUGACUAACAUUGAUGAUUUUAUAAGUGAGCUAGGCCAGACCCGAAAUAUGGAACCUAAGAGAUUUUCUGAACAAGCGGCAUAUGCUAAACCUGAAUCACAUGCUAAUAUAUUGCCCAGCAACAGCACGAGCUUUGCCCACCAAGCUGUAGAUACUGCUGGUCCUCUUGGGUUUUCCAUUUUGGAUGCUAUUCCUAUUGAGAAUACAGUUGCUGUAAAUAAAAACCUCUUGAGUAGUUACUGUAGAAAUUUUAGCAGCUUCAACACAGAGGACUUUUCGCUGUCUGAACAGUUUGAAAGUAGCUCUUUUGAACUUUCAAACUCCAUGUAUGGAACAGUGGAAGACUCUGACAGUGAGUCUUUACUGGAAAUCCCAUCAGAUUCUACAAGUGAUAUGAUUUCAUCCCUUCAAAACCAGUCUUUUGUGUCUGAAACGCAGGCAACUACAGAUUCAGAGGAAGAGCCAAUAGAAAUCUGUUGUGCUAGCAAAAAGGACGAUGUUGAAAUGCAGAGAGCUACACAUUCUUACCAAUCUGAGCCAGUUAAUAGUGAAUACAGGCAGCUGAACUUUGGUUCCUGUGCAGGUCCAGAAUGUGAAGAAACUUCUGGAAUCGUAACCCGUUUAGAAGUUUCACAUAAAAAAGAUUAUCAGAAAACUCUUGAACAAGUUAAUUUAAAUGUGAAAGACUAUUUAAAAAAAGGUUCACCAGUGACUACAUGUGUUCAUACAGAAGCCAAGUCAUCUCUAUGCGUUGAUAAUGAUACUAUGGACCUUAAUGCUACCAGUCAGGCAGAUGCUGAAGUUCAAGCAGAAGUUCUGUCUAGUCAAACUAGUUGUACUAAAGGAUUACUGAAUACUGAUGUUAGGGCUGAAAUCUGUUCCAAGGAACCUCUUGGUGGACCAGUACGAAGUACAAAUCACCAGACCUUCCCAUCAGAUGAGAAAAAUGGACUUGCAAAAACAGAAACCAAAACUAUAAAAAGUUCUACAACAAAAACCUCUGUUGUGGAAAGAUCCAAGGUAAAUGUUGCGGGUUCAAAGCUACAAGAUGCAAAGAGGGCAUUGAAUAGUACCCUAGAUAUGCUAAGCACUCAGAUGCCUAAGCCAGGGCCAAAGCUAAAGGGGCUUACUAUUAAAAGUAAGAAUAGGCCAGGUACUGAUGUUUCUAAAUCAUCUAUUACUAAAACAGAAAGCAGUGAGUAUAAAAAAUCCACCACACAGCCUUCUCCCAAACUUCUACCUAAGAGGUCCACCAUAAUGGACGGGCCACCUUCUCCCAGAGAUUUGAGCAACAGAAGAGCUGCACAUAAAACUAUACUGUCCCAAGCUAAGAUUGAUACCAGUUCAUUGGUUAGUCCCAAGCCAAGGCUUGUUAGCAAUGAAAAAUUGCCUAAUAACAGAACAAAAAUAAGUCCAGAUGAAAGCAAUCAAGAGAUCGAGUCAUCUGUAGAUAUGGACGAAAGCUUUGACACUAGAGACAAAGUUGCAUGCCACCAGAUCGCAGACGAUGGCAAGUGCUCCAGCAGAAAAAGUGAUGUUGAUAGCAAAUCAAGAGACCUAAGUGUGCUUCCUGUUGGCAACACAGUGCCCACGAAUGAAACCCGCAGUUUGGCUUCUCUCCAUAAUCAUGAAGAGCAAAUAGACAAUAAUGAUAUUCAACGUACAUUCAUGGAAGUAAAAUUGUCUCCUUCACUAUCCUCUAUAAACAAUACAAACUUUAAGAGUGAAAGCCGAAGUAAAACAGAAUAUACUAUAUAUGACAACUUUGCUAUUGUUUACAAAUCCCCAAAGCUCAAAGAAGAUGCCUCCCUUGUAGAGAAACCACCUAGCGGAUCUAAGACAGUGACAAGAACGUAUUCAAUGCCAGCUCAUCUUCCCAAUGCUGCCAAUAACAAUGUUCAUCAUAGAAAGGGUAGUGCUUUGGAUGACCCUAUUAGUUUGUCAGUAUCCUAUCAAAGCAUGGAUGACUUCCUUUCCAAAACAAAUGAGGAUAAUCAACAUAUCAAUGAAAGGGGCUCUGUAAGGAAUGACAUGCUAAGGACUAUUAAAAGGAAUUAUUAUUAUGAACUUAAUUUGCCUCAUGAAACUUUAUCUUCUUUAACUGUAAAGCAGAGGAUUAAGUCAUUCGAGAAUCUAGUAAAUUUUGAUAAAAGUGUCAUGAAGGUCAUUGAAAUAAAUAACACUCCUUUUUCUUGUAAACCUCCCUUAACUCGGAGAUCUUCAGGUUCCUUGCCCUCGCAUACUCAGUCCAGUGAGGAUUCAAAAGUGUUAAGACGCAGCUUGAGCUCCUGUUGUGAUAACCAAAGUAAAGUGUCCUUAGAAACACAAAUAACAAAAUCUCCAAGUGUGGCCUUAACAUGUACCGAAAAGAUCUCAGUAGACUCUGUAAAGGAUAAUCCAGUCCAUGAGUCAACUAGGACUGAGAAAGAAGAAAAUUCUGUGCAUGGGGUCCAGGUCAGGAAAACCAGGACAACGCCGAGCCACAUAAGGCCAUCCUUAUCCCGUUCCAAAUUACGGGAACUGAGAGCGCUAAGCAUGCCGGAUCUUGAUAAGCUUUGCACUGAGGAUUUCUCUCUAGAGUCUAAAGCGCCACAAUAUAAAACAGAACUGGAGAUUACACCCAAAAAGACUGUAGGAGCCGACAGUGUAUCUUCACCCAAUGGCACUCAUAUGAGCGCUAAAGAAAAUGGCAUAUCUGGGUUCGCAUAUGAUGGAGAUGGAACACAAAAUGGGGAACUUGUCAGAAAGUCAUGGUCAGUAAGCUUGGACCAGCUUAUCGUCUCCACCAGAGACCAGCAAAAGCUGCAGGCUGUUUUGACUUCUGUGGCAUCCAAAUCAGAUAUCAUUACUCUGAUUCAGGAAGCAAAAGCACAAGUGGAGAGGAAAGAAGACGUGUAUUUUGUGGUACUGAAUAAAGAAGAGGGAGCUGGCCUGGGCUUCAGCAUUGCCGGAGGAGUGGACCUGGAACAGAAAUCAGUCACUGUGCACAGAGUUUUCUCAAAGUCGACAUCAUCGCAAGACGUCACCGUGGAGCGAGGGGACCGCAUACUCUCCAUCAACGGCUGCUCUCUGCACGGGGCGCCCCACGGCGAGGCUCUGAGCGCUCUGCACAAAGCCAAGCUGCACAGAGAGGCCGUCAUCGUCAUCCGAAAGGAAAGCGACAGGGAGAAGCCAAACCGGGCAGACACCGCGGCGGGAGGACGACACUCCACAUCUGGAAGAGAUGUCUCCAUGGCAACCGAACCAGCACACUUGGAUUUGCGGGACGCCGUGUGCGUGGAACUUCACAAGACAUCUGCCGGGCUGGGCUUUAGCCUGGAUGGUGGGAAGGCUUCUAUCUACGGGGACCGGCCUCUCUUCAUCAAAAGGAUCUUUAAAGGGGGCGCCGCUGAGCAGGCUGGAAGAAUAGAAGCAGGCGAUGAAAUCCUUUCCAUUGGUGGAAAAGCCUUGAUUGGCCUCAUGCACUAUGACGCCUGGAAUAUCAUUAAGUCGGUCCCGGAGGGACCUGUGCAGUUACUGAUCAGGAAGCACAGGACUGCAGUAUGAGGAGCAAACCUCAGCGUUUCUGAUGACUUCUCUAUUAUACA
Messenger RNA from Nanorana parkeri, 7487 nucleotides. It is a transcript of the gene PDZD2, whose product is annotated as PDZ domain containing 2. Bases 1 to 7446 code for a protein of 2481 amino acids. The record is from RefSeq and is a predicted model, not a curated record. NCBI's taxonomy places the organism in Eukaryota, Metazoa, Chordata, Amphibia, Anura, Dicroglossidae. Gene Ontology annotation, molecular function: protein binding. The transcript has 24 exons.